AUGCUGCUGUCCUUCCAGCCCCUGCUGCGCCCUGGCGGCCGCAUGAUCGGGGUGUCGUCGAUGGCUGGUAUGCUCGGGAAGAAGUACUCCGCGGCGCUGCAGGACCGCCUGACCAGCCCCAGCCUCACGCUCGAGCAGCUCGACGCCAUUGCCGAGGAGUUCGUCGCCGCCUCGGCCGACGGCAGACAGGCCGAGGCGGGUUUCCUCGGCGGCGGCGCGUACGCCACGUCGAAGACGCUCAUGUCGGCUGCACAGGGUGGUUGCCAGGGACGUCCCCUCGCCGCCGGGGCUGGUGGCGGCUGUCUGCCCCGGCCUCUGCCGAACGUACAUGGCCACGGGCCGAGGCACCCUGAUGAGCAACGUGCUGUGGCUCGCCUCCUUCUUCGUGGGCCACUCCGCCGCGGGCGGCGCGGACACGCCGGUGUGGCUCUGCUGCGACGUGGCAACGGAAGCGAGGAAGCAGUACCACGGCAAGUUUGUGAGGGGCCGCAGGGUCGACAGCUACUAGGGCCUGCCGCCCCGGACCGUCCUCGAGAGGGCCGAGGCCUCGUGGCAGGAUCCGCGGGUGGUCGCCGUCCACACACUCUCGGGUUUUCGCUUGCAGCGGGACAUCCUCGCAGCGCAGCGCGAUAUUGCAAUCGCCCCCAGGCCACUUCAUCCCUCGUGCUGCAGAACGUGUCCAAGGGCGAUUUCGACAAGCACGCCUAUGGUCGCGGUGAGCUCGACUUGCAGCUCGCUCUCACUAGCAGAUCCUUACAGGCGCAGGGCAGGGAGUGCCAGGGGCCGCUGUGGCCGUGUGCGUGGCGUGGCGGUGGAGCCGUCGGGGCGGAGCGGGUCGGCGGGCCGCCUGGCAGGGUCAGAAUCGAGGAUCUCCGAGAGGAGCUCAGCCGUCUGAACGUGCGGAGCAGCAAUCCCACUACCCAUAACGUCACGCGUGCAUCGUUCAACGCGCUGUGCGUGGCACAGCUGAGGCCUCGCCGAAGUGUCACCAUCGAGGCCCGGGAGCACAAGUUCACGAGGACCGUGGAACACGUUUGUGUCGGCGGCGGCGACCUGGGGCCAGGACGCGGUCAAGGCAUGGCUUGGGGCACACCGCACGCGAAUGUGGCACAGGGACCGUGGAAAGCACUGAGGCGCCUGUGCUAUGCUGAGCCCCUGGGACGCUCCGGGGAGCAGCUGCUCGGGACGGGAAAGCACUCAGAGGUCCAGGAUCGCCAAAGAGAGACCAUGAGCCUGCUCAGCACCCUGCAGGCGCUGGGGCGCGCCGGGCCAGCGGCGCUUCCGAGGCCGGGGCCCGUCGAGAAGGUCGGCGGCGCACGGUGGGCUGCUCUGCUGGCGGCCGUGCCGGCCGUGGCCCUGCUGUGGCUGGCGCUGGGGCCGUUGGAGCCGGAGGCGUGGCGCAGCGGUGCGGAGCCUCCCGAGCUUCAGGGGCGGGGGCAGAGCAGGUCCGAAUGGUGGAUGGAGGAUGCUGUGGGUUUCGGUCGGGUCAGAAUGGGGGUUCCUGGCGUUGCUUCUCUCGUGCUGUUCGUGAACCCUCUGAUCGAAACGAUGCCCAAGAUCAAGCGAGAGGCGAGCGUUGGCAGCCUGCCCCUGCUGCCGUUCUCCGCGAUGGUCAUGAGCGGCUCGAUCUGGGCGUCCUACGGAUGGCUUCGGGGCAGCCCGGCCAUCUGGGUCCCAAACUGCUGUCAGCUGCUCUUCGGGCUCUAUUGCCACGUCUUCUGCCGCUUCUGCCCCGCCGGCGCGGCGUCGCUGCCCUGCUCGAGGAGGGUCCACGCGGCGGGCGCGGCGUGCUCCUGGGCCGUCUGCGCCGCGUGCUUGCUGCUGCUGCCGGAGUCUUCGGGCAGCAUCCUCCUGGGUUUGUUGGGCAACGCGAUGAACGUCAUGCUCUUCGCCGGCCCCCUUGCGGUGAUACGGAGCAGCAGUCGGGCGAGAGCCGCAGGCUGCUCGCCAAGAAAGAGCGGGCAUGGUCGCACGCAGCAGGGCACGGCCUGA
Prorocentrum cordatum is the source of this 1992-nucleotide messenger RNA. The record is from the annotation of a GenBank genome assembly. NCBI's taxonomy places the organism in Eukaryota, Dinophyceae, Prorocentrales, Prorocentraceae.